Molecule: messenger RNA, 2282 nt
Organism: Pararge aegeria (speckled wood butterfly)
Lineage: Eukaryota; Metazoa; Arthropoda; Insecta; Lepidoptera; Nymphalidae
Exons: 7
Coding region: 217-1254 (345 amino acids)
Source: RefSeq, a predicted model, not a curated record
ACAUUCUGUUACAACACAAUCGUAUUUCGGCGCUCUUAUCACACCGCGUACCGAUAUUGCGAUGCAUAUGUCGUUGAUAAAAUAGAUAGGUACGAACCAGUUAUCAAGUCGUAAACAAAGCCAGUUGUUAUUGCGUAUUGUCACACAAUAGACGUGCUGAAUUAAUAUUGACUUAUGAAUGAAAUGCCGAGUGGUUAGUGUGAAGGUGUUGACAAGAUGACCAGGUCGAGUUACCGGCCUCUGGUGCCACGAUCCUCCAACAAUUCCUUGGAGAAUCAGGAGCUUGGGACGACGUCUCCACCUGGUGAACCUUUGGUCCGUGCUCCGGUAGGCAAGCCGAGAUGCCCUCCAGCUAUCUCACGGCUGAGAGUGGAGAAAGUGGAAGGCGGGCUAGCAGUUGCAGGAGUAGUUGUUGCGGCGAACUGCCAGAUCAUAUUGCCGAUAUUCGGAUUUCUGUUCAUGCUCGUUGGGUGUGUUCUCACAGCGGCGUCGUACCGAGGUUGCGGUGAGAACGAAGAGCCAGACCACUAUGCGGCCAGGAUCGCCUUCACCGGAAACUCGCGGGUGCUCGGCCCUGUGUGCAUCGUUGCCGGUGCUCUUAUGACAUUAGCUGGUAUAGUCCUAUGUAUGUUAAUGCGCGCUGCCCAGCGUCGCCAGCGCAGGCUAGCGUUCCACUGCCCCAUACACGGGGACUUCUACCCGCUUAGUCCGCAGAGCACCAGAAAAUAUUCACGUAGCCCAGGUGGCUUGUGGCGCUGGCUGCGUGGCUGGCUUGGCAUGAUCGAGGAGGGGGAAGCACCGCGUUGCCCGCGUUCCACGGAACCAGCUUCACCGGCACGCGCCGACGCGCCGUGUCCGCCUCCUUUACCUUUUCUCGUGCCGAGCGAUUCUGUUGUAGGCAUGGCGUCAGUUUUGGGUGCGCCGUUGAGCCCUGAACAGACUUUCGGAUCGAUCAAAUCGUUGGCAAUCUCCAGAGAGGUUGCCAGCUUUCCUUUGUCUCGGUCGCCGACUCCGCCCCCAAUGAGUUGCCCACCAUUCAAGGAUGAGUCAAAAGUCGACAGCAUCCCAAACGCAGUGCCCCCGCAUUCGGACUACGACUGCGGGUCAACGACCUACAACUAUCGCGUGGUGGAAUGCAAGCUCACCACCACAGACGAAAUAUUCCGAAGCGCCCCGUCAUCUGCGGUGUUUACAGAUAACAUACAGAGACCUGCUACAGUGUGUAUAUCUAUACCGAACGAAGGGAAAGGCUAAAUAAGUCGGUUUCAAAAAAUAAUAGAUAUAAAAAUCAGUGUUCAAAUACAGAAUGGCUGUUUGUAUUUUAGUAUUAACAGAGGUCUUUGACAAAAUCAAUUUUCCACACAAACUGAAAUUGUAUAUCAAGGAAAUAUAGUAUGGAAAUUAUAGUUGGGAAAUAAUUGACUUUCUACAAAUGUAUUCCAUAAUUUUUUAUCCAACUUAUGUGGAGAAUAGAUUUCGUCUACAAUAACUAAGGUUGGCGUCGAACUUUAGUCAGGUCUUUUACCAUAAUAAUCCAUCAUGGUCCGACCAAAUUGGUUCGUCUGUUAUCAACUUAUAGAAUGGAACUUUUUUAUGUUACUGUGUGUAUUGAAAUUAUAUUAUAAGAAGUGUGUUGACGACUUUAUUUUGACUGGUCGUCUAAUCGACCAUUCCAUGGAUGUGAAAUGGUACAGGGUUAUUUUGGAAAUACCGCCAUUUUCAUAGAAUCGUAUUUACGCCUGUGAAAGAAAUAAGCUUUUUUUUUUUUAAAUAUCGCAUUUUUUAUACCACGCAGACGUUGUUAAUAGGCUUAUAGAUCAAAAACCGAGAGAGUUUUGCUAGUAAAAAUUAAAUUUAUUUAGAACAGAAAUGUUUCACAACGAAAAUUGAUUAUUUUAAUCCAAAAAAACUCUGUUAUACCGGUAUUUAAGAUAUAACCCUGUAUGAAAUUAUAUUUAUUUGUCAUCAAUAAUUAAUUACAGUAAGAAAAAUAAUAAUUAUUAUCUGUAAAGGACUAAAACGUUUCGAAUCUGCUCAAUCACGUUGGUCUUCCGCUAUGCUUCUUUUGCUUCACACACUAAAAAUAGUACUCCGACAUCGAAAUUCAAAAUUUUUAACUGUUUUUGUAUUUAUCUUCUAUUAUUCUACACACUCAAAACAUGGAAAACUGUAAUUUAAAAUAUAUUUUAUCUCUUGCACGUUAUUAAAAUAGACCUACAAAAUAAAAAUCAUGCAUUUAUGUUUAAAGCCUGUAUGUAAACGUAUCUGUUUAUUACUGAUCU